AUGACUCGCCUCACUGAGUACAUGGUGAUUGGACGCCACCUUCCCACCGAGAAGGAGCCCUCUCCCAAGCUCUACCGCAUGAGGAUCUUCGCCGUCAACAAGUCGGUCGCCGAGUCUCGUUUCUGGUACUUCGUUCGUCAGCUCCGAAAGAUGAAGAAGGCCACCGGUGAGAUUGUUGCUAUGCACGCCGUCCACGAGAAGAAGCCUCUCAAGGUCAAGAACUUCGCCGUCUGGCUGCGAUACAACUCGCGAUCGGGCACUCACAACAUGUACAAGGAGUUCCGUGCUCUUUCGCGUGCCGAGGCCGCCGAGUCGCUGUACCAGGACAUGGCCGCCCGCCACCGUGCCCGUUUCGCCUCGAUCCACAUUCUCAAGAUUGCCGAGAUCGAGAAGAGCGAGGACGUCAAGCGCCCUUACAUCAAGCAGCUCAUGGCUCCCGGUCUCAAGUUCCCGCUCCCCCACCGUCGCCCCCGUCACGUCGGCACCUUCGCCGGCCAGCGCCCCAACACCUUCUACUAA
Sporisorium graminicola is the source of this 519-nucleotide messenger RNA. RefSeq lists its product as uncharacterized. Gene Ontology annotation, biological process: translation. The transcript has 2 exons. The record is from RefSeq and is a predicted model, not a curated record. Gene Ontology annotation, cellular component: cytosolic large ribosomal subunit; ribosome. NCBI's taxonomy places the organism in Eukaryota, Fungi, Basidiomycota, Ustilaginomycetes, Ustilaginales, Ustilaginaceae. Gene Ontology annotation, molecular function: structural constituent of ribosome. Bases 1 to 519 code for a protein of 172 amino acids.